GAAUGGCCAAGAUCUCCUCAGGAUGUCUGCCAAGGUCUCCCCUGGUCCCCUCCUCUCCAAACCCCCCAUGCAGGUGAAAGAAGGCUCCCUGGUGGUCAGGUGGCUGAGAUUAGUGUCCGGGCUCCAGUUGUGUGCAUUCCUGAUAGAUAUUGUGGCCUGGAUUAUGUGCAUUGCCUCAACAGCCGUUGUCAACUGGCGAGUGUGGCGUGUAGAAAACAUAAAGGGAAUUGGCUCUGGAAACAUCUGGAUCGGAAUCUGGCAGGUCUGCUUUUGGAAAGACCCUUCUAACGACGGCAACUCUUUUUGGCAUUGCGAAGAUCUCAAUGAGCAACAUCCAAGCCUCCCAAGGGAAAUUUUUAUUGCACAGGACUUAAUGGCAUUAGCUUCCAUUAUGAAUUCAACGGCCCUGGGAUUGAUUUCAUUUGCCUUGUACAAUGUGUCCGAGCCCAGAAAACAUAAGAAUUUUGUGUUAACCUUUUUUAGGCUUGCAGCUUUCCUGAACUUAGUUGCAGGGAUACUCGUCCUGAUUUCCGUGGUAUGGAACAUGUCUGCCGUCUUACAUAAUGGGGAAAUUGACUUCCCUGAAACUUUUGAAUUGCCUCAAAUUCCCAGCGAGCAGCAUAUUGGACCUUCUAUUUAUCUAGGCUAUAUCGCUGCAGGUUUCCAGCUGCUGAGUGCAGCAUUGGUUGGGAUUGAGAGAUUUUGCGUCAAGACCACCGCAACAGAUAAAUGUCAAAUAGCGACCGUAAGGGUGAUUACCCCAAGAAGCGCAGCAAAAAGCGAGAGUCUAACUACUUGUGGAAAGUGUGGUUCUCUGCUGGAUCUCGUAAUUGAAGAGAAAUCCACAGAUGAGAUGGAGGAAAGCCAUGCGGAAGAUUUUGUCAUUCCAGAGGAAUCCUGCGAAGAGGAGAUGGAGGAAAGCCAUACACCCCAAAGCUCACCUGAAGGACAUCAAAGCCCACCUGAUGUCCCCAAACAUACAAUUAUAUAUGUGAUUCCCUACAACAGGGAGUCAUAAACUAUCAGAUGCAGAUCCACACAGAUCGCUCCAUACACGCAUGGAUCUGUGUGGAUCAGGAUCUGAUAGUUUUGUUUUGGGACUUCAGAUGGGCUUUGAUGUCCUUCAGGUGAG
Molecule: messenger RNA, 1132 nt
Organism: Podarcis muralis (Common wall lizard)
Lineage: Eukaryota; Metazoa; Chordata; Lepidosauria; Squamata; Lacertidae
Source: RefSeq, a predicted model, not a curated record